CUACUUCAAAACUAAUUCAGAAUAUAAUGUCUCAAAUGAAAUCAGUGGGCUCCGCUGCCCGUUUGGCGGGCUCUCGGCCCUUCCGAGUGUCCAUCGAAGGCAACAUUGGCUCAGGGAAGUCGACUUGUAUCAAGUUCUUUCAGAAAUAUCGCAACGUUGAGGCACAUCCGGAACCUUUGGAUGAAUGGAGGAAUGUUGGUGGCCAUAACCUCCUGGGACUGCUGUAUGGGAAUGUGCACAAGUGGACCUUCCCGUUCCAGCACUAUGUGCACCUGAGCCGCCUCAAGAUUCAGAUUAGCCCACCCUUGCACCCGGGGAUCACUGUCAAGAUGUUUGAGAGAUCAGUGCAGAACAGCCGGCACUGCUUUGUAGAGAAUGCCAAGAAACAGAAUUACUUGGAAGAUGCGGAGUACCAGGUACUGAUGACAUGGUUUGAUUACUCUGAGAAAAAUCUUGACAUCGGCCUGGACCUUAUUGUAUACUUGCGGACGACGCCACAAGUGGUGUACGAUCGCAUGCGGAAGCGAGCGCGCGCCGAGGAGGCCGAGGUACCCCUGCAAUACUUACAAGAGGUACACGAUUCCUACGAGAGUUGGUUGAGCUCUGGGUCCGUGGGCUGCGAGGUGGUCACCAUCGACGCGGACCGCGGCCUCGGCCGAGUCGCGGAGGACUUGGGGCGCUACUCGUACAAGAUCCUCGGCGGGAACCACACCUACUGA
Messenger RNA from Cydia amplana, 719 nucleotides. Its product is annotated as deoxynucleoside kinase-like. Gene Ontology annotation, molecular function: deoxynucleoside kinase activity; ATP binding. The transcript is spliced from 5 exons. Gene Ontology annotation, biological process: nucleobase-containing compound metabolic process. The record is from RefSeq and is a predicted model, not a curated record. The coding region runs from base 27 to 719 and encodes 230 amino acids. Gene Ontology annotation, cellular component: cytoplasm. Lineage: Eukaryota; Metazoa; Arthropoda; Insecta; Lepidoptera; Tortricidae.